AUUUCAACAAACUUGAUAUCGAAUCGUUGACAGCUGUUAACAGCGUACUCUUUCGAUUCGUUUCGAUAAUGUUUGUCUACAAGUUUCAGCGUUUCGCCACCCGGUGACGCCACCGUGAUGUUACGAAGCGUAACGUAGUGUACCAUACCUUCCGUUUCCGUUGUAUUCCCAGGACCGCGUAGUUUGUUUCAGUUCGACUACUAUUUGUCCGACCGCGAAAACGAAAGUACCUUCGUACGUUCUACCAAGAGUUGUGCAGUUGUUCGAGUGAAAAAGAUUUUCAAUCGUGUCGCAUUUUCCUUGAGAAACGCUGCACUUAGUAUUUAAUCAAUUAAAAAUCGCGACCGUUUCGUGGUCGCGUUUGUUCAGACUACGAAGUAAAUAAGGCUGUUUCUUCUAAAUGCGUAGUAGCUUUAUCGAAGGGAUGCGUAAUUUUUGCGAACGAGGAGUUAUCAACCGAGUUGAACGGCUGUAAUUAUUUCUCCCUCCGCCAAAGGCACGUCGCUUUUGCACAUUGGUAUAAUGUAUGCCAUCAUCGUUAUCAUGUUGUGUUUUAUCACGAUUUUGAAUUGACAAGUAGGUGUUAGGUUAUAAUAAGGUUGUAUUUAUCAUUUUCGAAAAAUGAGUGUGCGUACAUAACAUUUAUCGCUCUCUCUCUCUCUGUCUCUCUCUAAUGGAAAAAUUUGCGCGUAAAUUACAUUUUACAAAUUACAUUACACAAAGUAUGAUCGAGUGCCUCAUAAUAUUGGUGUUUUGCAUUGAAUUUAUCAUAGUAUUACUAACCGCUGGUUAUCGAUAAACUCUAUUUGAUUAAUCAUCAGUAAUAAGAUGAAUGCUUUCGAAACUGAUAUGUUUGCUCUGAGUGAUGAGGAAUUACCUGUAGAGACUCCAAAAUACAAUCCUAUUGAAGCGCAUUUAAUGAAACAAUAUUCCGAUGUGAAAGCACGAAUUGAAAAGAUAAAUGACGACAUCAAAGAAGUUCAUGAUACGACGGGACGCAUUCAAAAACGUUUGCAAGAUCAAGCUCAGUAUGGAGAAAAUGCAACCUCGGAUUCUGACAGUGACUUGUACACCAUCGUUGGACAACCAGUUGUGAAAAAAAAACAACAAGGUACAAGGAGACACAGCCAAGUUUUAAUUGUACAAAGCAGUUGGAAACGCAUUCUUUGGAAUAAAUGGGUCAUUGGUAUAGUUCUGCAAAAUACGUCGACACAAAUACUACACGAUCCGCAGAUAUAUAUCGAUCUCAAAGGAUCCAACGAAGUUAGCGGUUCGUCGUCGUUUUGGUCUUUUAUGGAUAGCUCGUUUUGGUGUCGAACCGAUAGCAUUAAAUCUCGUAAAGAAGUUGUUGCCACCGUUGUUCUCGAGUUGCCGAAAUUCGACGAGAACGCAUUUUACGACGUGUAUGGUACGGUUUCGUACGAGGUCGAUGAAAAACAGUAUCAAACGCCUGUGCCCUGUAUUCGUCUCUGUUUCGAGGAGAUGAUCGAUAACAGUAGCGGUAUCAAAUUUACAAAUAACCCGGAGCAGAAUAUUUUGGCAAUAAAAAGUAUGUCGAUGGAGAAAACUGUUGAUAUACAAAUCGAAGAGCAUCCUGGACGGGAAGAGCAUUUUUUAACGUAUUUGGCAUACUUAUCGUUCAAAGAAAUUUGCUCGCGCGUAUACGCAGCGGAAACAACCGGAAGUCUGAUGUUCUGCCUAAUAGAGAUACUGUCUCUGAUCGAAGGACAGGCCAGAUUACGAAUAUUUUCAAAGUCUAGUUGCCAGAUGAAUAUAAUUUUACGAGUUCUAAGAGAUCAAUUUCCACACAUGACUGUCCAAGACAAUGAUAAUUGCGUCCACGCAGCAAUGGCUCUAUUAGAGGAAUUAAAGUUGUACGUAAGAAACGGAAGUACUUUCGAGCAGCAAAUGGCAAGAGUUAAAACCGACCUACUUAUCUCGUGAUGACGGUAGGUGUCUGCUGCCAUCAUCUGUUCCGUGGAGAACUUUGUUAUGUCGUAGUCGUAUGCAGUAUCCAGUCUCACAUAUAAAAGGCUC
Megalopta genalis is the source of this 2037-nucleotide messenger RNA. NCBI's taxonomy places the organism in Eukaryota, Metazoa, Arthropoda, Insecta, Hymenoptera, Halictidae. The record is from RefSeq and is a predicted model, not a curated record.